This is a messenger RNA of Styela clava, 3377 nucleotides long. NCBI's taxonomy places the organism in Eukaryota, Metazoa, Chordata, Ascidiacea, Stolidobranchia, Styelidae. The record is from RefSeq and is a predicted model, not a curated record.
GUCAAGGACUUCGGCGCAUUUAUUUACAAAGUGUAUUUUAUCUUUACUUUACUAUCUUUUACACUAAUUUUAGCAAUGGCGUACGUAAAUCUAAGCAAAGAUUUGCCUGACAUUGAAAACAUUUUGGCGUUGAAUCCACGGACAAAACAUCAUGCUACCUUGACAACGACUGUUGCUACAAAGAAAGCGCGUAAGCACUGGAAGAGAAAUUCGGACAAAUCUUGUUCCACAUGUAAACCAUUGAAAAACGAUUUUGACGAUAUCAAACAUACGACUUUGAGUGAGCGUGGAGCGUUAAAGGAAGCGGCAAGAUGCUUGAAAUGCGCCGAUGCACCAUGUCAGAAGAGCUGUCCCACUCAGCUAGAUAUUAAGUCUUUCAUUACUAGCAUUGCAAAUAAAAAUUACUAUGGUGCAGCUAAACAGAUUUUCUCCGAUAAUCCUCUCGGACUCACUUGUGGAAUGGUAUGCCCAACAAGUGAUUUAUGUGUUGGUGGAUGCAAUCUGUAUGGUUCGGAAGAAGGUCCUAUAAAUAUUGGCGGGUUACAGCAGUUUGCAACAGAGAUAUUUCGUGAUAUGAGAAUCCCACAGAUACGUGACCCGUCUAUUGGGGAUGAAAUUCAGAAACCAGCUUACAAGCAAAAGAUUGCUUUAAUUGGUUGUGGACCAGCAAGCAUAAGUUGUGCUACAUUUCUAGCAAGACUUGGAUAUUCAGAUAUCACUAUAUUCGAAAAAAUGGACUACAUUGGAGGAUUGAGUACAUCUGAGAUUCCUCAAUUUCGACUACCUUAUAAUGUUGUUUCAUUUGAAGUUGAUUUGAUGAAAGAUUUGGGAGUUAAAGUUGAAACUGGAAAAGCUCUUGAAGCAGGUGAAAUUACAUUAAAAUCAUUGAAAAAAGACAACUACACAAGUGUCUUUGUUGGUAUUGGACUACCCGAACCAAAGAAAAUCCCUGUAUUCAAAGAUCUCACGAGGGAUAAUGGAUAUUAUAGCUCAAAAGAGUUUCUUCCCUUAGUUGCUCGAGGCUCAAAGCCUGGUAUGUGCUCAUGUAAAACUCAGCUUCCAUCAUUUAUCGGUGGUGUAGUUAUUGUUCUUGGAUCAGGGGAUACAGCUUUUGAUUGUGCCACUUCAGCAUUAAGGUGUGGAGCACGCCGGGUAUUUGUAGUUUUCCGCAAAGGAUUCACAAAUAUUAGAGCUGUGCCCGAGGAGAUGGAGCUGGCUAGAGAAGAAAAAUGUGAAUUUUUACCUUUCCUGUCUCCAUUGAAAGUCUUCCAAGGUGAGAAUGGCAAAAUUACAGGCAUGGAAUUCGUGCGCACCACUCAAGAUGAUGAUGGCAAUUGGGUAGAAGAUUAUGAGCAGACAACAAAGUUGAAGGCUAAUUAUAUCUUGUCAGCAUUUGGAUCUUCUUUGACAGAUACCGAUGUGCAAGAUGCAUUGGAUCCGAUUAAAUUCAAUUCUUGGGGUUUUCCCGAAGUUGAUACCAACACAAUGGUUUCAAGUGAGCCAUGGGUUUUCUGCGGUGGCGAUAUUGCAGGCCAAGCACAUACAACAGUGGAAGCAGUAAAUGAUGGAAAAACAGCAGCCUGGUAUAUGCAUGAAUAUCUUCAGAGUUGCCAUGACCAAAGUGUAUCAGAAGUCCCGAGGUUGCCAAAUUUCUUUACAGCAAUAGAUAAAGUUGAUGUGAGCAUAGAGCUGUGUGGUAUGAAAUUUCCAAAUCCCUUUGGACUAGCAAGUGCACCUCCAACAACAACAUCUGCAAUGAUACGACGUGCAUUCGAAGAAGGUUGGGGAUUUGCUCUAACAAAAACAUUUUCUCUGGAAAAAGAUAUUGUGACUAAUGUGUCACCUCGUAUUGUUAGAGGAACAACAUCCGGACAACUUUACGGUCCAGGACAAGGAUCGUUUUUGAACAUCGAGCUCAUUAGUGAAAAAAGUCGUCAGUAUUGGUGCCAAAGUAUAACUGAACUGAAGAAGGAUUUCCCAGAAAAAAUAUUGAUUGCAAGUAUCAUGUGUGGUUAUAACAAAGAAGACUGGACUGAACUAGCUCAAGCAGCAACGGAAGCUGGAUCCGAUGCCUUAGAGCUGAAUCUUUCUUGUCCCCAUGGCAUGGGAGAACGAGGGAUGGGGCUGGCUUGUGGGCAAGAUCCUGAACUUGUUAGGAAUAUAUGUAGGUGGGUGAGAGCUGCAAGUAAGCUACCUUUCUUUGCAAAACUUACACCAAAUGUUACAAAUAUCGUUACGAUUGCUACUGCUGCAAAGGAGGGAGGUGCUGAUGGUGUAACAGCAACAAACACGGUAUCUGGACUGAUGGGAUUACAUUCAGAUGGAAGUGCUUGGCCCAGAGUAGGAGCUAGUAAGAAAACAACAUAUGGAGGAAUGUCAGGCAAUGCAAUACGUCCUAUUGCCCUCCGUGCUGUUUCAGCAAUUGCUCGUGCCCUUCCUGGAUUUCCUAUUUUAGCAACAGGUGGUAUCGAUUCUGCAGAGGUUGGCUUGCAAUACCUCCAGGCUGGAGCAACUGUUCUUCAAGUGUGCAGUGCAAUCCAAAAUCAAGAUUUCACUUUAAUCCAAGAUUAUGUGAAUGGAUUGAAAGCGUUGCUAUAUAUGCAAUCCUCUGAAGAAUAUAAGAGUUGGAAUGGACAGUCACCAGUCACACCAAGACACCAGCUUGGAAAAAAGGCCUAUAAUAUGUCCAGCAUGGUCGGGAAAGAUCUACCUCACUUUGGUCCAUUCAAGAAAGAAAGACAAACAGUUGUUGCAAAAUCCAAAGAAUCUUUAGAUAUCAGUAACACAUCAGCAACUCCAGCAUCCCUUAAUAUUCCCAUGAGAAAAAUAGUGUCAGUAAGUGAUGUAAUCGGUGCAGCUCUACCAAUGAUUGGAGCAUACAAUGAUUUGAACAACAAAGAACAGGUUGUUGCUGUUAUCGACCCUGAAAUGUGUAUUAAUUGUGGAAAAUGUUACAUGGCUUGCAAUGAUUCAGGAUAUCAAGCAAUUGUGUUUGAUCCAGUCACUCAUCUUCCAACGGUAAAUGACUCUUGUACAGGAUGCACACUUUGUGCAAGUGUAUGUCCUAUUAUCGAUUGUAUAAAAAUGGAGAAACGAGAAACUCCUUACAUUCCCAAUAGAGGAAUCCCAAUUACAGUUGGAGUUUUAAGUUAGAUUGAGUCAAGUUAAAUGUCACUACAAGAUCAUUGUUCACAAUAAUUGUACUAGUUGUACACCAUCGGUCGUUACAUUUCAAAAAGUUAUAUUUUUGUGUUCACAUCAACUACUACUUGUCAAUAAAAAUUUAUCAUGAGUUUAAUAUUUACUAAACAGGGUGUCUGUGUGAUCAUUAGAAUAUUGUAUCAUACUUGAAUGAGAAAGAUAUUUCUUACCUUUAA